This is a messenger RNA of Thermothielavioides terrestris NRRL 8126, 1920 nucleotides long. RefSeq lists its product as uncharacterized. The transcript has 2 exons. NCBI's taxonomy places the organism in Eukaryota, Fungi, Ascomycota, Sordariomycetes, Sordariales, Chaetomiaceae. The record is from RefSeq and is a predicted model, not a curated record. The annotation marks the transcript as partial.
GUGCUCCCGCCGCUUGCCGUCGCGGUCGACGCCUCCAUCGUGCAAGACACGGCCCGCGUGGCCGUCACGCAGCACUUCCACAACGACUCAAUCGCCCCGAUCAAGGAGGCCGCAUUCACGUUCCCGCUGCCUGCUGGCUGCACCAUUACCGGCUUCAGCUGCAGGAUCGGCACGAACAAGAUCAUCAAGGGAACCGUCAAGCCGCGGCAGGAAGCCCGCGAUGCAUUCGAGCACCACAUCCGCCAGCAGGCCACGGCCGCCGGCUUGCUCGAGCAGGACACGCCCGAGGUCUUUACUACCACUCUCGGCAACAUCCCCGAGAAGACGAGGGUCCAGGUCAAUCUCAACUACAUUACUCUGCUCAAGCACCGAUUUGUCGACCGCAAGAACGUCGCCACCCUGACGAUCCCCACCUCCAUUGCCCCCCGCUACGGCGAGGCGCCUGAAGACUACAAUGAUGCGGCGACUAGCGGCGUCCCGCAGGGGCUGACCCUAGAGGCCGAGAUCGUCGAGUCGGAGAGGAUCGCCUCCAUCACCAGCCCUUCUCACGCCGUCUUAGUCGAGCGCCGCCGCGGCGCUCGCGUUGCCGAGAGCUUCGCCGAUCUCGCCGGCGAAGACGACCGCAGCCAGGUUGAAACCGCGUUGCUGAAGCUGGAGUCGGGUCGUAUGUUCCUCGACAGAGACUUCGUGCUCGACAUCGUGACCGCGCCCAACGGCGAUGCCGAGACGCCGCAGGCCUGGCUCGAAGAACACCCGACCCUGCCGAACCACAAGGCUUUGAUGCUGACUCUGCCGCCGGGCUUUCUGAACAAGCGCCCCCCGGAGAGGCUGCGUUCCGAGAUCCUCUUCCUUGCUGAUCUCUCCGGCUCCAUGAAAAAGAAGAUCCCGGGCCUCAAGUCCGCGAUGCAGUUCUUCCUGAAGGGGAUUCCCGAGGGGCGGAAGUUCAACAUCUGGUGCUUUGGCAGCAAUUACACCUCCUGGCAGCCGUGCUCGGUCGACUAUGGCGAAGCGACGCUCGGAUCGGCCCUGAGUUGGGUGGAAACCACUUUUGCCGCGAACAUGGGCGGCACCGAACUGCUGCCCGCCAUCCAAGCCAUUGUGUCUGCAAGGGACAAGGCGCUGAUGACCGACGUCAUCGUCCUCACGGACGGCCAGACCUGGCGUCUGGACCAGACCCUCGAGUACAUCAACAAGACGCGGGCGAACACCGAAGGGCGCGUCCGGUUCUUUGCCCUCGGCAUCGGGAAAGCAGUCUCGCACGCCCUGGUCGACGGCAUCGCCAAAGCCGGGGGAGGGUAUGCCGAGGUCGUCCAGGAAGCGAGCCAGGGCGGCUGGGAAGACCGCGUGGUGAGCAUGGCCAAGGCCGCCCUGAUGAGUGCGCAUCUAGGGCCGCUGCACAUGGAAUUCAAGGUCCACGACAAGGAUGGCAAUACGAAAAACUCCAGCCUGCCGGAGGCGCAGAGGUCUCCUGCCGACGUCUCCGCCGUGAGUCCAUUCGAGCGAAGCCGUAUCUACUUCCUCUUGGACAACAAUAUCUGGCCAUCCGAGAGGGUCAAGCAGGUCAGAAUUGAUGUCCCAGCUGAUGGCGAUACGAAGUCCUUCGUUGUUCCCGUCACUGUCGUCGAAAAGCCCGGCGAAACCAUCCACAAGCUGGCUGCUCGAUCCAUGCUGGACGACCUCGAGCGUGGCCGCAGCCACAUACAUCUCGGUCCCAACCGACCGUAUCCGGGAUCCUGGGAAGAGACCAACGCGGUUCGCAAGGAAGCAGAGAAGAUCGCAUCGAAAUGGGGCCUCCUCUCCAAGUGGACAAGCUUCCUUCUUGUGGAGGAGCAGCGCACGACGACUGAGGAGGACCAGCCCACGGACGGUAUAAUCGAAGUCAAGAACGCGCCCGGGGAUGAUCUCCUACAACCACGGGGA